UUCCAUGUUUCAAAAAUCGAGUACAGUGGUUGCAAACGACCGUUUAUUUUGUGUCCGGGAAGUUUUGGCUAGUUAUUUUCUGAAGUGAAGUAUCAAAUGUUGUCUUUUUACCUACGUUAUAUAAGGCGUAAAACAAAAAUCCCUUUACAGGCUUGCUCCGACCUGUAAGCAGCAGUGGUCCGAUGGCGUGGUAGGAAGCUCAUUCCGUUUGAUUGGUGUUCUUUUAUGGUCUUGCGAUGCAUCGGUGCUUGAGGGCGGCGCUAAAGAUGGUGUCCUGUGAAAGGCCAUGCGUCAAGAAGCCCAGUGUGUCAGUGUUUGUGAAGAGAAAUACGUCGAAGUAUUCUGCCGCUCUGCUGAAAACCCCUUCAGGAAGGCUAAGAACAUCGGCUAGAAUGCCAGAAAUAAACACGGAUGACCUGGACGAGAAGCAGGUCCAGCUCCUCGCUGAGAUGUGCAUCCUGAUCGAUGAAAACGACUGCAAGACGGGUGCUGACAGCAAAAAAAACUGCCAUCUGAAUUCAAAUAUUGAUAAAGGCUUACUGCAUCGAGCAUUCAGCGUUUUUCUGUUCAACAGUGAAGAAAAACUCUUGCUGCAGCAAAGAUCUGAUGCCAAGAUCACUUUUCCAGGGUGUUUUACCAAUACAUGCUGCAGUCACCCCCUCUAUACCCCGGGUGAACUAGAGGAGCAGGAUGCAAUUGGAGUAAGGCGUGCUGCCCAGAGACGAAUGGAGGCUGAGCUGGGAAUCCCCCAGAGUCAGGUCCCUCCAGAGGAGAUGACAUACCUCACGCGGAUACACUACAAGGCCCAGUCGGACGGCAUCUGGGGAGAGCACGAAAUCGACUACAUUCUGUUCAUGCAGAAGGACGUGGAGGUCAACCCAGACCCCAAUGAGAUCAAGAGCCACUGUUAUGUCACUAAAGAGGAACUUAAGGACAUGCUGAGGAGGGCCAAAGACAAAGAGCUGCUGAUCACGCCCUGGUUCAGUCUGAUUGCAGAAACCUUCCUCUUCAAGUGGUGGGACAACCUUCAGAACCUAAAGCAGUUCAUGGAUCACAAGAAGAUCCACCGGAUGUAGUGGCACACAGGUUUUUUUGACUAAUUUCACUACGUGAAAGGAAGCAGCGGUUGUAAUGUACUGAACCACUUGGGGUGUCUCUAGCUCAUUAUUUUCUUCACGGGAGCAUGGCUGAAUUUACUGUUUUAGAAAUUAAUGUAUGUUCUCCCAAGUGCCUAGUCAACACUGAAGUAAUGGUAUGAAGCAAUGUUCCAUGUGGAGACUAGUUGCUGUGAAGUUUCCAUCACGAUGUAAAUUAAUUUACAGUACAUUUUAAAAUCAUUGUGAUAUCUAUUUUCCUUGAUUAAAUAAAAGGCGCAUAAUGCAUAUUGGAAUUUUGGGAUAUUUGCAUCCAAAUGAUUUGUAUUCAGUCUGACCCGUGGCAUUUUAAGCCACUGAGGCACUGGUAUAUAGAUGUAGACAACACGUCAUAGACAGGGCUCUAUGGUAUUUCUGUUAUAAAUUUGUAUUAAAAUAUAAAUUCCCAAGACCUCUGGAGCAAAACAAUCAUUGUUUCAAAAGCUGCAACACAACCAAAUGUAUGACUGAUGUGGUUUUUUUGUCAUCAAAACGGAUUGGUUCUCUACACUGAGUUCAGUGGGCCGCAAGCUCUUUUGCACUCUGCAAAGUUCCAGGUUCCGCAUUGCCUGGCCCCUCACCUUCUCCAGUUCCUAUAUACACUUUAUAUGGCCAUUGGGUAAUGAUGUAGGCAGCCACUACAAUGACUGCUAAAACCUGUUAAACUUCAAUUCUUUUAAUACCUGUGCGGCUGUAUAGCGUAACGGAUGGACAGUCUGCCUUGUAAUCAUGGUGUUGAUGCUAGACAAUUAUUUUCUGAUUCCAAAAAUGAAAGUGGAGAUGCAACUACUUUUUAUAAAAUAAACAAUAUCAAAUUAAGUAUACAAUGUACUUUUAAUCAUUGAUGUUCUGAAUGACACAUCUUGACAAAAGAUUAUUUUGCGAUACUGGAAAAUUAACUUCAUGGUGUUACUGUGUUACCCACAGGUGGCAGCAAAUACUACACAAAUGAAAGAGCCAUGGCACAAUCAGUUUUUUCUUGCAAUUGAAGUGUUUAAGUCAAAAAGAUGUCAUUUUUCAAAAAUCUAAAAAUGAAAAUAAUUAAACAUUUUUGAUGUAUGGCAUGUCAUUAUUAAACACCAGAGCUGGAGAUCUGA
This is a messenger RNA of Anguilla anguilla (European eel), 2230 nucleotides long. RefSeq names its product isopentenyl-diphosphate delta isomerase 1 (gene idi1). Gene Ontology annotation, biological process: isoprenoid biosynthetic process; isopentenyl diphosphate biosynthetic process. Gene Ontology annotation, cellular component: cytoplasm. The record is from RefSeq and is a predicted model, not a curated record. NCBI's taxonomy places the organism in Eukaryota, Metazoa, Chordata, Actinopteri, Anguilliformes, Anguillidae. Gene Ontology annotation, molecular function: isopentenyl-diphosphate delta-isomerase activity. The coding region runs from base 237 to 1076 and encodes 279 amino acids. The transcript is spliced from 5 exons.